Brassica rapa (field mustard) is the source of this 2204-nucleotide messenger RNA. Its product is annotated as regulatory protein NPR4. Lineage: Eukaryota; Viridiplantae; Streptophyta; Magnoliopsida; Brassicales; Brassicaceae. Gene Ontology annotation, molecular function: protein binding. Gene Ontology annotation, cellular component: nucleus. The record is from RefSeq and is a predicted model, not a curated record. Gene Ontology annotation, biological process: defense response to bacterium; regulation of jasmonic acid mediated signaling pathway; defense response to fungus.
GUCGUUGAGUUUUGUUUCGUUCUUAACAAAGAAAAGACCAGUCUUCUUGUUAAUUCUCCACCGUUAGAUAGAGAUAACACCUCUGACUCUUCUCUUAUUCGUCCUCAGAUCUCUCUUCAUCCAUAGAUCUUCAUCGACUAUAUUCACUUGUUCAAAACAACAUCCGAUCUGUGAAUUUUUAUUUUCUUUCAAUUCAUUUUCUCAUUUGUUGAAGAUUCAAUUAGGGUUCUUCCUCCAUCAUCAGCCAUCGUCGUUGACUUCCUCUUAAGCUCAAGAACACAUGAUUCUCUAAGCAAAGACAAAGCCUUUUGAUGGCGGCUGCAACUGCAAUGGAGCCAUCUUCAUCUAUAAGCUUCACAUCUUCCCACUUGUCCAACCCUUCUGUUGUCACCAAUCACCAAUCAUCAUCUCCCAAUCUCGAAGCCGCGAGUCUAGCCAAGCUCAGCACCGACUUGGAGAAUCUCCUCACCAGCUCAGACUGCGACUACACUGACGCAGACAUCACAUUCGAAGGAGAAUCUCGCGCUGUGGGCGUUCACAGAUGCCUUUUAGCUGCCAGGAGCAAGUUUUUCUUGGACCUGUUCAAGAAAGAUAGAGGAAGCGAGGAGGAGAAGAAGAAACCAAAGUAUCAUAUCAAAGAUCUGUUGCCUAAUGGACACGUGGGGAGGGAGGCGUUCUUGCAUUUCUUGAAUUACAUCUACACUGGGAAGCUGAAGCCUUUCCCUGUAGAGGUUUCCACUUGCGUUGAUACCGGCUGCGUUCAUGACUCUUGUAAACCCGCCAUUGAUUUCGCUGUUGAGUUGAUGUAUGCUUCGUAUACGUUCAAAAUCACUGAGCUGGUUUCAUCGUUUCAGAGGAGGCUUUGUAACUACGUUGAGAAGUCGCUAGUGGAGAAUGUUCUCGCAAUCCUCUUAGUUGCGUUUCAUUGUGACUUAACUCAGCUUCUUGAUCAGUGCAUAGAGAGAGUAGCUAGAUCUGAUCUAGACAGAUUCUACAUAGAGAAGGAGCUUCCUCUUGAAGUCUCUGAGAAAAUCAAGAAGCUUCGAGUCAAGUCAAUGAACACAGACGAGGUGGCUGAUAAAUUGAUAGAGAGAACGGGGAAAGUACUCAAGGCGUUGGAUUCAGAUGAUGUUGAGCUAGUGAAGCUUCUUUUAACCGAGUCAGACACAACUCUAGACCAAGCCAAUGGUCUGCACUACGUAGUGGCCUACAGUGAUCCGAAAGUUGUGGCUGAGGUUUUGGCUUUAGACAUGGCUGAUGUGAAUUACAGAAACUCGAGAGGGUACACGGUUCUUCACUACGCUGCUAUGCGUAGAGAGCCGUCGAUUAUCAUAUCGCUUCUUAAGAAAGGAGCUAAUGCUUCUGACUUCACCUUUGAUGGACGGAGUGCGGUUAAUAUAUGUAGGAGAAUGACUAGGCCUAAGGAUUAUUAUACCAAAAAUGCAAAGGGGGAUGAAGCUAGUAAAGAUCGGUUGUGUAUUGAUAUCUUGGAGAGGGAGAUUAGAAGGAAUCCAUUGGCUAGUGGAGGUGGGGAUGCACCUACUUGUUCUCAUUCUAUGCCUGAGGAUCUUCAAAUGAGGCUGCUCUACUUAGAAAAGCGAGUGGGGCUUGCUCAGUUGUUCUUUCCAACAGAAGCUGAUGUAGCUAUGGACAUUGCUAAUGUUGAAGGGACUAGUGAGUUCACAGGCUUUCCUGUUCCACCGCCUUCGAAUGGCGCAACGGGGAACUUGACUCAGGUUGAUUUGAAUGAAACGCCUUAUAUGCAGACUAAAAGACUGCUUACUCGUAUGGAAGCACUCAUGAAAACAGUUGAGACUGGUCGGAGGUAUUUUCCAUCUUGUUCAGAGGUUCUGGACAAGUACAUGGACGAUUAUAUGGACGAGGACAUACCUGAUAUGUCGCAUCCGGAGAGAGGCUCGGUGAAAGAGAGGAGAUGGAAGAGGAUGAGAUAUAAGGAGCUGAAGAACGAUGUUAAAAAGGCGUAUAACAAAGACAAACAGGCCAAGAUUGCACGGUCUUGUCUCUCUGUUUCAUCACCAGAUUCUUCUCUUAGAGGUUCCUUAGAGAACCAAACAUGAUCUUGUGCCAUAAUGAAACUUCUUGAAGAAGUUGUUGGUUUAGCUGUUUUAUAGUAAAAUAUUUGAGAUUCCAUUUUUGUUUUUAGGGCAUGGUUUGUAUUAAAUGGAAUUGAUUAUUGAAAUGUA